UCUAGGACAUUGAUCUGAUUGAUAUCCUGUGGAGACAGGACAUAGAUCUGGGCGCUGGGAGAGAGGUUUUCGACUACAAUUACAGACAGAAGGAAAAUGAGCAAGAAGAAGAAGAGCAGAGCAAGAAGAAUGAAGAGAAAGACAGAAAUGAGAGGAGUGGAAUGCUGCAUGGGACUGUUCAAGUGGAUGGGGAGACAGGAGAAAAUGUUCCCAAUCAGGUGCCAGAGUUGACAGAGCAGACUGCACCUUCCUUUGAGGAAUGCUUGAGGCUUCUGGAUGAAACAUUCUCAUUUGGGGAGGAUUCGGAGUUUCCAGAAGCCGUGUCCUCAGUGCUGAAUGAGGCCAUAGACAAUGCUGUGCCCAGCACCAGCGACAGCCUGACUGCAGGCUCGCAGAUGACCCUUCUUCCACCUCUCUUGAGGCCAGAGACUCCUUUAGAUUUAGAACAACAGUGGCAGGAUCUCCUGUCCCUCAUGGAGCUACAGGACAUGGAGGUGACUGACAGUACAACAUCUGCAUAUAGUAAUGACUCUGGGAGCGGCAGUGCUGAUGUGCCCACAAAUUAUAACCAAACUCCUGUCACAGCCAUCAAUCAAGAUGUGAGUCUGCACAAUGCCACCUUGCCUCCUUGUGGCCAGGACUUCCCUCCCUUCUUCAAUUCAAACUUGGAGAACCCUUCUGUGGAUGGUGGUCCCAGUCUCCAACAACUGGCAGCCACCAACUCCACCAACUUUGAUGCCGCCUUUGGUUCCACCAAUUUCACAGGGAUGUUCUUUCCUCCUCGGAUUAACGGGACUAGCAAUGAGACUUCUGGCUCCAGCUUCCCGGACCCUCUGUCUGGCCUGCUAGAUGAGGCGAUGCUUGAUGAGAUCAGCUUUAUGGACCUGGCCAUGGAAGAAGGAUUUGAUCCGAUGGAGGCCUCACAGAUUGAGGAGGAGCUGGACUCUGAUUCUGGCCUCUCCCUUGAUUCAAGUCACAGCCCUGUAUCUCCGAGCAGCUCUGAAUCCUCAACCUCCUGCUCUUCCUCUUCUUCCUCCUCCUCCUCCUCUUCGUUUUACCAGGAAGGGGCAGUUGGAUACAGCACUGAUUCAGAAACUGCGGACUCUGAAGAACUUGAAAGAGAGGGUGCGGUGGGAGGUUAUCAACCAGAAUACAGCAAGUUCUGCCGAAUGAGUUACCAGAAUCCGAACUGUUUCCACUCGCUGCCUUACUUAGAUCAAGUCAACCACAACCACACUUAUAACCUGCCAGCUGGACCAUCUGUCUCCAGUCAACAGUAUCACCCUGGCCCUGGAAAGAAAGCGCCAAUAAAAGAAACUCAUUCCAAUCGCGUGGAUAUACACAUGGGCCGUGACGAGCGUCGGGCCAGGGCACUGAAGAUCCCGUUCUCCAAUGACAAAAUCAUCAAUUUGCCCGUUGACGAGUUUAAUGAGCUUCUAUCCAAGUAUCAACUCACUGAUGCCCAGCUGACUCUAAUCCGUGACAUCAGGCGCCGUGGGAAAAACAAACUGGCGGCUCAGAACUGCCGUAAGAGGAAGCUCGACACCAUCCUGAAUCUGGACCACGAUGUGGAUCACCUGAAGAAGCAGAAGGCCAGGCUGCUGAAGGAGAAGGUGGAAUUUGUCAAGUCCUUACGGCAGAUGAAGCAGAAGCUGCAGGAGCUUUACCAGCAGGUCUUUGGCCGCUUGCGGGACGAGGAGGGAAGGCCUUACUGCCCAAGCCAGUACUCCCUGCAAUACACCAAUGAUGGCAGUGUGCUCAUCAUGCCUCGGGCUCUGAUCGCUCAGCAAGGAAAAUCAGAUAAGAAGAAGAACAAUAAGAAGAAAUGAAAUCUGCAGCCAGCCCUGGUGUCUGGCUUUCAACUGAACUAGAGGAAGGAACUCAGCGAGAGGCAGCGCCUCCAGAAAGCUGCUGCUUUUACAAAUAGACAACUGACAAUUCGCACCUUCUCAUAUUUGAAAAUAUCUUGCAAAUCUGACACCUGCAGGUCAGUUAGGAUGGAACAGUAACCCAGGAGGGUCAGUGACAGGGCUGUAUGGAUUGAGUUGGUAGUUUGAUUUUGACCACAGCUUAAGAAUCAACAAGUGUCUUUCCAUUCCUGUUGUGACCCUAUUGGGAUGGGCAGGUGUAUGCACUUGCGUGUCUGGUUGGAGGGAGGGGUGGAAGAGUUUGAUUUAGCUGUUGUCUCUCUGAUUGAGACACCCUGGCUGUGGGUAACAAACUGCUUGGCAAAAUCAAUAAGGUUUUUUUUUGUUUAAAAGCCUCUCUGCUUCACACACAGUUUACAAACACAAGCAAGAAACUGAGUUCAGUUGUUACUUGAAUAUUUCCCUUUUUUUAAAAACAAACUAAGGAUGUGAUGGGUGAACCAAGGGUGUUUGUUCACAGGCAUUUUUCACUUAACAGCUUUAAGACAACUUCAAAGCAUGUGUUUUGAAAUCAAGGGGGUAAAGGUUACUGAUUAGGGGUUGUAUAGACAAGGUGCAGUUUCAUAAAGACCAUUUCCUGUCUGAGACACUGCUACUUGCCGAGUCUCUGGCCUGCCAUUCCUAGCAUGACCUUGCUCUGCAGACAUUUUUGCCAAGUGGUAAAUUUCUGGCACGAUUUGAAGAGACAAUCCACUUCAAGCCCUCAUGCAAUGGCUAUGUUUAUUAAGUGCAGAACUCGAGCCUUGCAAAUUUAGUCUUAUUUAUAUCAAACACACUACACCCUAACCCUGAUUGCCUUGCACUCCAUACAGUCUGGGGCAGCUGGAUGGAAAUGCCCGUAAUUCCUUUCCGGAAGAGGCUAUUAUGAAAUUUGAAUUGAGGUGGGGCCCAGGCAGUUGUUGCUGCAUUUGAUCCGUCAGCUACAGCCCACCCCUCCACAAUUCCUAAGUUCACCCUGAUUAGAUGGGGCAAUUGACAAUUAGGAUUUGAGACCUAAGGCAGUUGGUUACUUGCUAAUGUGUGAUGCAGCUAUGGUGCAGGUUAUUAAACAGAACAAAGAAUAUUACAGGAGUAUCGUGAACAGGAAACCAUGUGGCCACCCAGAUUUUCAAUGUGAUACACUAAGUGAGAUGAAUUUGUUCUCACUGCCCUCCUCCAACUCCUUCCCAACAUCAGAUAUUUUCUGCUGCCUGUAUGGAAGGAGGGAGGCAGAGUGUUAGCUGGAGAUGGGGGAAGGGGCAUGGAAAAAGAGAUGGUUCUUAGAGCUUUCUCAAAGACCGAAUAAAAUUAUGCUGAAGAGCAUUGGGGCUAUCCUUUGUUUUCCCUAUAUAGUUAGUGAAAUCUGGAGAUCUUUGAGGGACCCUCUACUGUUCCCUUUCCUCCACUCAGUGCUGUGAUUUAAUGGGCUAUUUGGUGUCUCCAGAUCCCCAUUUUUUUGUGCACCAAAAGCAUUGAGUGCAGCUCUUCCUUUAUGGAUUCUUGGUGCAAUAUAUAAUCUAUUGACGGGUUGCUGCUUCAUGUGUGCCUCUAAAUCCCAGCCUUUCCCUCCUUCGCCUGCUUUCUUUUAUUUUUUGUGCCUGGUCUAUCAGCCAAGGCUGAUAGACUCGUAGUCCUGCUGUGCUCAGGAGGUCACUACAUGGGGAUCUGCAAGACUGAAGCACACCAUUUUUGAUGAUUUAGUCAGUACAUGUUUUUGAAAUGUAGUAUGUUGGGUUUAGAGUGGGGAUGGGGGACUUUCUAUACUAGAUUAGCUCUGAAGCAGAAAUCAGAUGGUUAGUGCAGAUUUUACGAACAUGCUUGGUCAGGAUAUUUGUCGUCCUCGAUUUUAUAUCCUGGCACUUGCAGUUUAAUUGGAAUGAAUGCUAACACCAUUCUGUGUUGAAAACCUCUGCUGUUUUAAUGGAGGGUAAAAUAAAUGGAAUACUAUCCCUAAUGCAAGACGCACUCUGUAUAAAGGGGGAAAGGUGUUCAAAGAGCUUUCAGACUUAUCAAAGGCCUAGGAAAUCUGAGCGCAGUUCAAUCUGAAAUUGUUAGUCAAGGAAGAUAGUUCAGGUUGGAGUUAUUAUUGCUUUGCAGAGUGGAAAACAUUUUACACUUUUGAUCACAAACUGUUAUCAAACUAACUAGCUCAGGGUUGUGUAACAUCAUGGUGAUUUAGAGAACGCAGAAAAUGAGAAGUGUUCUCGGAUCAUUUCCAUGGUUUAUCGAUUGGAAUUGGAGAUGAGUAAAAUGGUUCAUUCACAACAAAAGGAUACUGAGAGUCUGCAGGAUGUGUGCGUGUGUGUGUGUUGGGGAUAUUUUGGUUGCAUGUUUGACCUGAAUCCUGUCACCUUGCACCUCGAAAGGUGACUAUUUCUGUGAAGAUGGUGAGUAAGCACUGCAUUCUGACCUUUCUGACUGGUGGCUAGUGUGGAGAUUUUUAAGAACCAGCUUUUGGCUGCAGCUCAUGUUAAUCAUACUCCAAAUACAGAAACCUAUAAUCUUCAGACAGGUUGGCUACAACUCCCUGUAUGUUGGCAGAUGAUGCGCCCAACCUCUGGUAUUGACUGAACCAUUUAUAUAAUCUCACUGGCCCUACAUUUCCUGCAUGGCAUGAUCAGUUGUGAUGCAGUAAACAUCCAAAACACUCUGAAUGUCAAGAUUCAACUCGUCCUUCACUUUAGCAGGGUAAGCAGUAAGAAAGGAGACUUGUGAACAAUAGGCAGACAUUAAUAGAAGUGGCAUCCUCCACCUGAUUCCAACAUUUAUCCAGUGGAUAAAUCCAGUGGAUCUCAAGAAAUGCUGACAAGAUCCUGGGUCAGGUGAUGCUGCAGUUUUCCAUUAACUUGUUAGUUUACUCCAUGUUCAGUAAUUAAUUUCUAACAUAACCUCCCCUUAAUUUGUGCCUGAAUAAAAGAUAAAUAGAUUUGAAGUUCAUAACCAACAUUUAUCUUUACAGGGAACAUACCAGGUGUGACUUUGCAUUUUAAUUACAGCUAAUUUCAAGUGAUCUCUUGAUUCUUGAGUAAGAUGCGUUGCACAAAGUGCUCAGUCCUUCGGCCCCUGUGGUCGGGAUGUAAUUAGUCAGAGCCAGGAUGUGUUGGUAUCUGAUAGUCCUGAGCUGCGUCUAAUACUGCAGUGGGUGUUUUACAACAUAACUGUUGCAGCUUUACCUGAAGUUUGCAGCUGGGACCUUUUUUAGUCAGACUCUGGCUCCCUCUACUGCUGCUAUGUUAAAUUUUACAUGCACUGCAUUUUUCUUCCCUGAAUGCAGUUUGUCUCUCAAAACCCGUGAGUUAGAGACAUAUUUAACAAGAGAGCUCACACUGGGAAACAAGUUCUGACCCUUUGGCAGAGGAGAUGGACAGCUGUAAUUGAACUGGAACAUGUCCAUUAAGAAUUGGCAAUGCAAUACCAAACUGAAGGUCAAUUUUCCCCAUAUCCUGUUCGUGCCUGAUGUGUUGCACAGUCUUUGGUGUUGUCAGGCUGCUGCAAGAUUGAGCAUAGUGCACAGGUUAAAAUCCCUGCUGCAUUUUAUGGAGUUGCAUAGAAUGUACUGCUCAGAAACUGAUCCAUGCCAGGGUUUAUGCUCAAUCCAAGUUCUUCUAAUUUCACCUUUCAUCAUAUCCUUCAAUUCAUUUCUCCCUCAAUAUUUUUAGCUUCCCCUUAAAGACAUCAUGACUUUAACCAACUUAACAUUGGAAUUGCUAAAAUAGAAGAAGGAACUUUGAAGAUCUGAAAGAAAAACAAAUUGCUGGAGAAACUCAGCAGGUCUGGCAGCAUCUAAGGAGAUAGAGAAUCACAAUUAACAUUUCAAGUUCAGCAGCCCUUCUUCAGAUUCUUCCUCUGAAGAAGGGUUGCUGGACUUGAAAUGUUAAUUGUGUUUCUCUCUCUCCACAGAUGCUGCCAGACCUGCUGAGUUUCUUCAACAAUUUCUGUUUUUCUGUAUGAGUUGCUAAGUAUUGUAGACAACUUCCUCUAGGUUUUUGACUGUUUGGUGUCUGGUUUUCCAUAAGGCAGGUGUUUAAUUUGGGACAGCAACGUCCAUAUUAAGUUGACUGUGCUAAUUUUUUUUUUAGCAGAACAAUACAGUCAGUGGAUAGGCAAGUUCUCAAUUCUUGCAAACAAAGGCUGAAUGAAGCUCAAAAUUUCAAACACAGAUUCAGUACCUGAAGAGAUGCAGACAAGAUGACAACCAUGUUGCUGCAUUCUGCCUGUUGGUCUGCAUUCUAAAACACUGCCAGCAUUUACUUUGGAGCUAAAGCAGAUUUCUAAUCCUUUACAUGUUCCCAUUUGCUUAAAAAUGAAAUAAUCGAGGUUUUGAAUGCUCUAAAUUGCGCUGAGAGGUCAUAAACUGGCAUGAGGUGUGUCAAGCCUGUCUGUUAAAAUUAGUAUAUUCUCUGAUCAUACCGUUCCAAAUUUCAGUGCCCAGGGACAUUGGUCUGCCAUCGUUCCCAGGUGUCGAUUGCCAAAGAACAGGGGCAGUGUUUCUAGAAACUGAAAUCAUGGCUAAAGCUGACUCUGCACAUCUGGUUAGUUCUGAGGUGGUUUCUAAUAGCACCUACUCAACGUUUGCUCAGAACAGAUUACUGAGGAGCCUUGUACUCCCAGCUAUGUGUGAGAUUGUUUCCUUCAGUUGUGUAUAAACUUAUCACCAGCCUCUGCAGAAUAACCAGUUAUCUUUUUUUUUGUUUUUUGUACUUAUUUAUGUUAAGUUAUAGAUGAUGGAGUCUCUCUUCUAUUUAAUUGUUUGUUUCCUGUCAGAUUUGUGCAGAUAUCUAAUGUUGCCUAUAACAAAUGUCUUUUUCUCUUGGCUUGGCAGGGAAUCUCUCAAAUCUGUUGUAUAUUUUUCUUUACAUGAAAACUUGCAGCAAACCAGGAUUGUUUGGGGAGGGAAAUUCAAUAAAUUAAUUCUAUUUUCA
Molecule: messenger RNA, 6829 nt
Organism: Rhincodon typus (whale shark)
Lineage: Eukaryota; Metazoa; Chordata; Chondrichthyes; Orectolobiformes; Rhincodontidae
Gene: nfe2l1b
Product: nfe2 like bZIP transcription factor 1b
Exons: 4
Coding region: 162-1829 (555 amino acids)
Biological process (GO): regulation of transcription by RNA polymerase II
Cellular component (GO): nucleus
Molecular function (GO): RNA polymerase II cis-regulatory region sequence-specific DNA binding; DNA-binding transcription factor activity, RNA polymerase II-specific
Source: RefSeq, a predicted model, not a curated record